Molecule: messenger RNA, 3723 nt
Organism: Fusarium verticillioides 7600
Lineage: Eukaryota; Fungi; Ascomycota; Sordariomycetes; Hypocreales; Nectriaceae
Exons: 1
Coding region: 1-3723 (1240 amino acids)
Source: RefSeq, a predicted model, not a curated record
AUGGCUGAUAUUGCAAGACCUGCACUUGGCCAACAGGUCGCCAUCGGCACCCUUUACGACGCGAGAGUUGACCAAUUCCUCGCGUCUUCUAUCUUGCCGCCAAAUCCACCACAAGGAACCGUCUUGCGAAGUUCUUGCCAGCCCUCUCGUCAGCGCCAGAGUGGAAUACACCAAGGUUCCGAUCAUGCAAGUCGGUUCAACGCAAUGCGUAUCGAUGGCAACCUCGCAGCAAGCAUUCUAUCCGGCCUGAUCGACCUCAAAGGGUCUGCCAACUUCCUGAAAGACGGCACAGUGGACGGCAAUAUCCUCUAUGGCAUUAACCGGAGUUUCUUCAACACCUAUGAAGAUGCUCUCAAUCUCCACCAGAGUGCUUUGAGGAGCGGAAUGGCCUCUGGGUUCUUCCUCCCGGCUGAUCGUCACAGUACCCACGUGGUGACCGGCAUCCGAUGGGGGCUACAAAGCAUCAUGACAAUGAAGCAUCGCAUAGAGGAUUCAAGUCAACGGGCGGCCUUAGAAGUUGCUUUUCAGAAAGACUUGUAUGAACUUGACGAUAUUGCCAGGUCUAUUUACUCUGUAGACUGUAGCGACGAUUCGCUAAGUCAUCGGCUUAGACUCGACUAUGAGUUCAUGCUCUACACUGAUAUCCAACGCGAUUAUGGCAUUUGCCAGGAGACACUGCCUGUGAUGUGCAGGUUUGUGCAAACAGGUCCGCAGCAAAUUAUGCACACUACUGGCAGCGCAGGGUACCCGAUAGAGUAUACUUUACUUCCCAUACACAUGCUCCGUCAUCUCGUGCCUGGCAGGAGGGCUCUUCCCGGACCUCACCAUCCCCCGAGAGCUGUCACCAAUGUUGAUCCUUUAUUCGUUCUUUUUGAUGACUGGAGUGCUUGUAAGGAGAAACUCGAGGAGUACAGACACUCGCUGGUGGGUCGGGAACAAUAUCUUGCAAGGGACCACAUUGAAGAAGUCGAUACAGCAAUUACUCGGCUUGAAACAUCCCGGAAGGACUUCCAGAUGAUUCUACAAAGGAUUGUACUAGGGAUCAGAGAUGGCAUAGUGAACGAGAAUCGUCUCCAGCAGCUACGCAAUGUCCACGAAUCAUCUCCCAGGAAGAUUUCUAUGAUCGCUGGUCAGCAAAGCGACAAGCUCAGGUUCAUCGAGCAUUGUCUCAACAGUGGAGCGACCUAUAUUGGUUUCAAUGGUGCUUGCAUCAAUGAAAGCACGCUGUCUCACGACCCUCCUCCAUAUCACUUCCUUUUCAACAAUGCUGUCCUCAAGAGUUCAAGUUCGUGGAAUGAGCAGUGCACAACUCUGAGGGAGUUCCUUCACAACCCCCAGAACCAGAACCAGGUGUUUAUAGUCGAUUGCGAUGCUCCCUCUGAACACAGAGAGUUAGAAGCCCCUAUCUUUGGUCCAAUACGAACAACACAGAAGCCAGUGAUUGAAGUUUCAGAGUAUCGCGAGAGAUCAGCGGAACGCAGGCUUCCUACCAGGCAAGCAGAGCACCGGCAACAGUCACAAAGGUGUAUCGCUCGUUGUGAUCAGGGUGAGAUGGGUUUUGGUGGACGGAGACCGGCUGAGCUCCGUCUAGUCUGGAUCCCCUGUCCUGGGCAAUCUUGCGACCCUCACUUGAGUCGUGAAUGGGCCUGUGCCACUUGCGACACUCCCCUCGAGUUUGGGUCGAAGACCAACUGCAUCUACUGCGACUGUGGUUCAGCCGAUUGCAGCUCAUGGGACUUCAAGUGCAGUAGCGACAGUCACGGACGCGGCUUCGAUUGUUACCAUGCAGAUGAACUUUAUCGACUCUUGAUAAGAUCACAACGGCCUGAUUGUCGCAAUAUCCUGGUUUUAGGACAGACUGGCGUUGGCAAGUCAACAUUCAUCAAUUCCUUUGUCAACUUCUUGACGUUUGAGAGUUUCGAUGAAGCGAAAUCAGCCCGGAAACUAGAGUACAAGGUCCCGUGUUCCUUUGCAGUCAGUCACUGGAACUCAUCGGACCCGGACCAGGAACUUCAGAACCGGACGAUCCGCGUUGGUUCUGGGGAUGAUGAACACGACGGUACCAAUGGCGAUUCUGCGACACAGAGGACAUCAGUCUACAGGGUGACAUAUAAUGGCAUCAAAUACCGCAUCAUCGAUACUCCAGGUAUCGGCGACACUCGAGGCCCGCAAAUAGACAAUAAGAACAUCAAGGACAUCAUGAACACUCUGAAAAGAUAUGAAGAGCUUCAUGGAAUAUUGAUCCUAGUCAAGACCAACGAAGCACGCCUGACGGCCACAAUUCAUUUCUGUUUUGAGGAGCUGCUGUCCCAUCUUCAUCGCAGUGCUGUUGCAAAUGUUGUCUUUGGAUUCACGCAUACCCUCAUCUCUAACUAUGCGCCAGGGGAUGCUCUCGGACCGCUCCAAAACUUCCUGAAGAACAACACAACUGUUGACCUGAUGAUCAGUCGCGCAAACGCAUACAGCUUUGAUGCAAAAAGCUUCCAUUACCUGGCUGCGUACUUUCAAGGUGUCAGAGGCCAAGAUGAGAGAAGUUCCCGCGAAAGCUGGGAUAGAUCGAGAGCAGAAACGUUGAGGCUACUGUCCUAUAUAGACAACCUCAGACCGCAUGAGAUAAGGCAAACACUCACCAUGGAAGGCGCACGCGAAGCGCUUGGUCACUUGAUGAUUCCUAUGGUUGAGGUUUCUCAGGAGAUCAGAAAGAAUUUGAGCCUUCUGGAAGAGAAGAUGGCAGAGCUGAAGGACAUGCGCCUUACGGGAGAUGAAUUACGAAAGAGACUUCAUCUGGAAAGGAUCAAGGUUGUACCUACAAAGCUCGAAAAGCCUCGGACUGUCUGCAAGAACAAGCAUUGCUGCGAGUUCAAGUCCAAUUCCAACGGCGAGGUUGUUCCAUUUUACAGGUCAAUUUGCCACGAAGAUUGCAGACUGCCAGGUGUUACCGAAGAGUGCGUGGGCCAUCCGGAACUCAUCAAAUGCAGGGCUUUCAAGGAGACCAAAGACAAAAGUUGUAAAAGUUGCAAGCAUAGUUGGCAGGAGCACAUGCAUUUCUUCUAUGAACUGACAGAGAGUAAGGUCAGAGUCAAGGAUAAAGACGUUGAGAGACGCCUCAGAGAUAAUGCAAGCGAUGUGGCUCUACGACAAGAGGGUAUAGAGCGAGUUCGACAGCUUGAGAAGGAAUACAGAAGUGAACAAAGACAGUUACGAAAGGCAACAGCGCAGUUUGUCGCGUAUCUGAGAGAGCAUUCUGCCAAUGCCUUUAAUGAUGCGACUGAAAAGUAUUACGACCAGCUCAUCAAAGUUGAGACAGACAAGAUCCAGUACGGAAAAGACAACAGAAUCAACGUCGAUGCGAACAAGAGAAAGCUCAAGGGUUUAACGGAUGAUAGAGACAGGCAUCUCGAGCUUGUCAAGACGAUCCAGGAAAACAUGCAUGCUCCUCGUGACAAGACGGAGGCGCUUCUGACUCAAGAUGGGGUCGAGCAACUCAUCAGAGAUUUAUACAAUCUUAAGCACUUUGGCAAGAGCUUGAGGAGUUUGAGAGAUGAUAUUACGCAUUACAAGGAUCAUGGUAAACGAUCGUAUCGAUCGAGGUCGCGGAGGUCUCGAAGCACUGAGACGCGUGAGAAUGUAAGUGAUAGAUCAAGUCGAAGCGAUGAGCGAGAAGAAUCGGGACGGAGCAGGGGAAUUCUUCGAGGGAUUCAUAAAUUUCUGUCCGAUAGGUAG